ACUUUGCGCGCAAUAGAUGGUGUGAACCGAGUCUUCAGCGAUAGAGUUAUCGUAGUAUUUUAAAUCAAGGCUUUAUUUUUUAGGCAAAAAUGCUUUCGGCAGCCCAGUUACUCGAUGAAUUAAUGGGCCGAGAUAGAAACUUGGCCCCUGACGAGAAGCGAUGCAACGUGCGGUGGGACGACGAGAGCGUCUGUCGAUACUAUCUGUGUGGCUUCUGCCCAGCUGAGCUAUUCACAAACACCCGCUCUGACUUGGGCCCCUGUGAGAAAAUCCAUGAUGAAAAUCUUAGGAUAACGUAUGAGAAAAGCUCCCGGUUCAUGAAGGAGGGCUAUGAACGAGACUUCCUGCGCUACCUACAGUCACUCCUGGCAGAGGUGGAACGGCGGAUUCGUAGAGGGCACGCCCGGCUUGCACUUUCCCAGGCUCAGCAGAAUGCAGGGCAGGGUCCUGGUCCAUCAGGAAAGAAUGAGGAGAAGUCUCAGGUUCUCACGGAGAAGAUUGAAGACCUAGUUGUACAGAUCGAAGAGCUGGGGUCAGAGGGCAGAGUGGAGGAGGCCCAGGGAAUGAUGAAGCUGGUGGAGCAGCUGAAGGAGGAGAGGGAGCUGCUCAGCUCCACCCCCUCGACCAUUGAGAGCUUUGCGGCCCAGGAGAAACAGAUGGAGGUUUGUGAAGUGUGUGGGGCCUUCCUCAUUGUGGGGGAUGCACAGUCUCGAGUGGACGACCACUUGAUGGGCAAGCAACACAUGGGCUAUGCCAAGAUCAAAUCCACUGUAGAGGAGCUCAAGGAGAAACUACGUCGGCGCUCAGAAGACCCCCCAGGUGAAAACCCAGCGCUCAAGAGGGACAGAGAAGACCGUGAGCGCGAGAGGGAGGAAAGGGAGAAAAAGCGCAAGGAGGAGGAGGAGAAGGAGAAGGAGCGGGAGAAGGAGAAGGAGAAGGAACGGGAACGAGAGAGAGAGAAGGAGCGGGAGAGGGAGAGAGACAGAGAACGGGACAGAGAUAGAGACCGGGAGAGGGACAGGAGGGUGCGCCGAAGCCACUCCAACAGUCGCCACUCCAGUCGAGCGUCAGACAGGAAACGGAGCAGAUCCCGCGAUCGCCGGAGGUCCAGGAGCAGAGACAAGGAGAGGGAGAGGGAACGCAAACGCAGCAGGAGCCGGGACAGGGACAGGGAGAGGAGACGCAGCCGUGAGCGCUCUGACCGAAAGCGUCGCUCCCGCAGCCGUGACAGGAGGAGAUCCCGCAGCUCCGAGCGCAAAUCUCACCGCCACCGCAGCCGCAGCAAGGACAGAGAGAGAGACAGGGACAGAGAGCGGUCAUCAAAAGACAAAGACCGUAAGGCAACAGAGGAGAGGAGCAGCUCUAAGAAAGCCAAGCACUCUGACGGCGAUGCAGCUGCCAUCAAGGCUUCGUCAGAAGCGGAACCGAUGGAGACGGAGGCGGCUGCCUCUGCCCCCUCCCCUCUGCUUAACGGCCAGCAAGAGCUCCUCCAUUCUGAAGGUGACACUCAGUCCAAUUAAAACUGAUCUGAUAGGACCUCAGAUCAGGCUCAGGGGACACUGGGAUAUCUGGUGGAGGAAGAAGCAGAAGAGCGCACCCAUCCUUACCCUGAACCCGACACUUCGCUGCUUAAAAACAAGGUGAACCACAAAUGGUGUAGUGGCUUAUUUAAAACAUGAACAUACAUGUGUCAAUAAGGAGAAAGGAAGAAAAAAUAAUACAUUGAUUUUCAUGUUCCAUUAUACCUGUCUUAUCUUUUUUUUGCUGGACGAGGGUAGUUGUGGUUCAUCUGAUGUAUUUCUUGGUCUAGAUGUCAGCCAGUCAUCACUUUAAAUACCAAACUUAGAGGAAAAGUUCAUUAUGGGUUUUUGUGUUCUUAUUUUGAAAAUCUUCCCACAUCCUCAUUGUUUCUUGGCAUUUAGUGAAAAUUAAAUAAAAUCAGUGCUUGUGGUUUGUUUUGGUUUGUCAGGUUCCCCUUCACGUCCUGACCUUCUUUAUUUUAAAGUCAGUUGAAAGCAUGUGUACAAUGUUAGUCCUAUGACAGGGCGUGUCUUUUCUCCUCCACACAGGGAGCUCACAUUGAUUGCUCUUGUCCCCUUACUGUAAAAUAUACUGAUUUAAUCAAAAGAUUUUGAAGACUGAAGAUUUGUUUAAUUUUGUUCUGCUUUUAAUGUCCAUGUUGUCGCGAUGAAUAAAAAGUAAAAACGU
Molecule: messenger RNA, 2208 nt
Organism: Micropterus dolomieu (smallmouth bass)
Lineage: Eukaryota; Metazoa; Chordata; Actinopteri; Centrarchiformes; Centrarchidae
Gene: luc7l3
Product: LUC7-like 3 pre-mRNA splicing factor
Exons: 11
Coding region: 90-1520 (476 amino acids)
Biological process (GO): mRNA splice site recognition
Cellular component (GO): U2-type prespliceosome; U1 snRNP
Molecular function (GO): mRNA binding
Source: RefSeq, a predicted model, not a curated record